GACCCGCGGCAGGUAAACAUUUCCGCUGCGUCGCCAUGGACUCAAACAAGGACGAAGCGGAGCGCUGCAUCAAAAUAGCCCGAAACGCCAUCGGCAACCACCAGCCCGACAAAGCCAGGAAGUUUCUGGAGAAGGCACAGCGCCUGUUUCCCACAGACCAGGCAGAAAACCUGCUGCAGUCCUUAUUGCAGAACGGGAAGCCCCCGGAUGAGAACGGGGUCCCGGGACGCGGAGCUGAGCCCGGGCUGAGGCAGCGGGACCGAGCCGGAGCGGAGCCGCCGCAGGGAGACGCGGCCAAGGCGUUCACCGCAGAGCAGCUGGACGCAGUCAGGAGGAUUAAGAGUUGUAAAGAUUAUUACCAAAUCCUGGGAGUGGAAAAGACUGCCUCGGAAGAGGAUCUUAAAAAGGCUUAUAGAAAACUGGCUCUUAAAUUUCAUCCAGAUAAAAAUCAUGCACCUGGAGCCACAGAGGCAUUUAAAGCUAUUGGUAAUGCUUACGCUGUUCUGAGUAACGUUGACAAGCGAAGACAAUAUGACCAGUAUGGAGAAGAGAGAACACAUCCCAGCAGACACAGAGAGCAUCGUGAUUUUGAAGCAGACAUCUCACCCGAGGAUCUCUUCAACAUGUUCUUUGGUGGAGGUUUCCCAACAAGUAAUGUACAUGUUUACAGAAAUGGAAGAAUGCACUUUGCACACCACAAUAGGCAAGACAGACGAGAACAACAGAGAGACGGAGGUCUGGCUCUGUUUGUCCAGCUGCUGCCCAUCUUGAUUCUCAUCAUUGUUUCUGCCCUAAGCCAGUUGAUGGUCACGCAGCCUCCAUACAGCCUUAGCUAUCGUCCGUCGGGCGGACAUAUUCACAAAAGGCAUACGUCACACCUAAAGGUGCCUUACUAUGUGGGGGACCGUUUCAUCGAAGAAUACUCCAACACCCUGAAGAAUGUUGAGAGAAGUGUAGAAGAAGACUAUAUCUCUAACCUAAGAAACAACUGUUGGAAAGAGAAGCAGCAGAAGGAGGGCUUGCUGUAUCGUGCUCGUUACUUUGGGGAUUCGGAGUUGUACCAAAGGGCACAGAGAAUGGGGACUCCCAGCUGCUCCAGACUAUCUGAGAUUCAGGUCAUACUGGACGGCUAAAACCACUUGCGCACACUUGGGUAUGUUUCCACAAACUACUUGAAUCUAAUGAGAAGAGAUCAGUUGGAAUUCACUCAAAUUGGAACGUAUUUCUGCAGCAAACCAAGAGAAUGGGGGGAGAACAUGCCUUACGUGCAGUGAGCAGCAGGACUCAUCAGGGAACCUCUUUGCAACUCCAUUCAGACUGACUUCCUGUAAAACUGUGAGAAGCUUUGAAUUGACAUUUUCCUACUCUAGUGUCUUGGAAAUGGUGAGAAUCGACGGGGCAUCAUAAUGGAAAGUAAGAAGGCUGUUUUGUUGUCCAGUAAAGAAAGCUACUGAGAUUAAUCCCCCCUUCCCUGAUUUUUAUGUUUAAGAGAACCUCAAGGCCUUCUCAUAGACACUCUGAGCCAUUCACAAGGAAAGUGUGUAAUUUUUAUAGUUCUUACCAGUGUAAAUACACAAUUUACUUUUACCAGUGCGGAGGUUAUUAGUCAUUUACCAUAAAGUUUUGUGAAAUCGCUUGUAGCUUGUACGAUCAUAAUUACUGAAAAUUGUUGCACAAAUAAUGAAAUAGACCAUAUUUAUUAAAUUAACAUGCUAAGAUUAUAUAAAAGUUUCUUUGAAUUAAAUUUGUCCAUUGAAAGACAA
This is a messenger RNA of Cololabis saira (Pacific saury), 1763 nucleotides long. It is a transcript of the gene dnajb12a, whose product is annotated as DnaJ heat shock protein family (Hsp40) member B12a. The coding region runs from base 36 to 1133 and encodes 365 amino acids. The transcript has 9 exons. The record is from RefSeq and is a predicted model, not a curated record. Gene Ontology annotation, biological process: cellular response to misfolded protein. Gene Ontology annotation, molecular function: Hsp70 protein binding. NCBI's taxonomy places the organism in Eukaryota, Metazoa, Chordata, Actinopteri, Beloniformes, Belonidae. Gene Ontology annotation, cellular component: endoplasmic reticulum membrane.